CACUCAAUCAAUCAUUUAUCUAUGUGAAAGCAUAGCUGACUUUUUCUGGUGGUGUUCUAUUGUCGGCUAGAUAAACAAAAAUGUUUUUAAAAAUUUUAGAAAAGUUUACAAAAUGUCAAAUUGUAGCUUACAGUUUAACGGUACUGCUAGGACUUGUACUUCUUAACCUUUGGCAGGCCCAGAAUUUAAGAUCAAGAGUAUCCUUUUCUCCAGUAGUCGAUCUUGAGAUCUCAACAGCUGAUGAAGUAAGGAGAAAGAAGAGUAAAGAUGAUGCCAUAGCUUUAAAGACUCUAGAUGUAAGAAAGGAGAACUUUGAUCUGGUUCAUAAAGUGAAAUAUCUAGAACGGAAAAUCAACUCCCUCAAGAUAGAACUAGAGGCAAGGGAUGAAAGAUUAAAAACUUUACAUGCUGAAGUUGAAAAACUACGUGAACAGUGUACUGCAAUUCUUUACAAUAACACAGGGGUUGAUGGUUCUAAUGCAACUUCAACUACUAAUAUAACUGCUGCUUCUACUACUACAACUUCUACUAUUGCAUCUAUAACAACUGUAGAAUCUGUAAACAUAACGCAAGAGGAAUCUAGACAGGCCAGAAAAAUUGAAGAAAAUUUAAACGAAGAAAACAUUAAUAAUGAUGAAGAUCUAAAUCCAAACAUUGUUAAAGAUCAAGAGGACAUGAUUUAUGACAAGAAAGAGAAGAAAGAUGAAAAUAACGAUAAUUUAGAAUUAGAGUAUUUAAAAUCUGUAGAAGCUGAUACAAAAAUCUAUCCAAACCAAACCGAUUCUAGAAUCAAACCAACCCAAAUCAAAGAUGAACAACCAGCUGAGAUUGAUAACGCUGAACUCUCAAUUGAAGAUCAAAUGAAAAACAUUACUGUACACCUGGUCAAAGGAGCAGACGCUAAGGGUAUCCUUAACAUUUUUAACGCCGACAUAAACAAUAUCAAAGGGAAUUCUAUACUGGAACAGAAAGAAAGUUAUAUGAAAAGUCUGGAGACAAAACUUCUAAACAAAACAGGUAGACUAAAGAAGCCAGUGACGAAAUUUCGAAGAAGCUUUCAACAUUUUCGGCUUUACGAGAACAGGAUCUGAAAUAUUUUUAUUAACUAAAGCAUGAGAACAUUGCUUGAUUAACGUUAAACCAUUCAGAUUAGACUUUUAAACUAGACGUAAAAACAUUCCCGUGGUUAUAUUGAGUUCCUUAAUCAAAAUUUGAGGAAAAUUCGCUCAUGAGUUAUGAUCGGACAACAAACCAGAGAUUGGUACUUUAUUCAGAACUAGGUGAGAACCCAGCAUUUACUCCCACCGUUUACCCGUGCUUAGUCGUAAACAAAAAUAGACCCACUCAUCUUAAAAUCUCAAAACCAAGCUAAGAACACUCCUGUAGUUCUCCUGAAUUCCCCAAUCAAAAUUUGAGGCAAAUCGGUCAAGGGAUUUGUGAGUUAGGACAUAUAAACGCACAAAGAGAAUUUACUACUUUAUAUAUAUACACUAGGCUUUUAGUUGUGGCUUUAGCUAUGAGCAUCUUCUCUUUGUAUAGUAUAAAACAAAAACUAAAAAAGUUUGCGGAUUUCAUAACAUUUUUUCG
Eurytemora carolleeae is the source of this 1587-nucleotide messenger RNA. RefSeq names its product nucleolar protein 12. NCBI's taxonomy places the organism in Eukaryota, Metazoa, Arthropoda, Copepoda, Calanoida, Temoridae. Bases 81 to 1091 code for a protein of 336 amino acids. The record is from RefSeq and is a predicted model, not a curated record. The transcript is spliced from 10 exons.